AUGUCAGACGCAGUGGAGCGCCAGCAAUACACGCGGAGGAAGCAGCAAGACUACACAGGCUUUGAAGACACUCUGCCUGUUUCAGUGUGGGAGAACAUGCGCAGAGCCAACAACCUGAGGGGGCGGACAGAUGCGCUUUGCGGCUUCCUACACAGCAUGGGCUUGCGCAGUCCCACGGAACGGACGCUGGCGAACAUGACGGCCAUGUUGGGGAUGUGCGAAAGCAUUCAGCCGGGCGAAGACAAAUUCCAGUUGCGACGCAUACUAGAGAACCUGAGAACCGUCUGGAAAACCUGGUCCUCUCGAGCCACAGCGCAAGUGGACACAGACUUACAGCUCGCGAAGCUGCCGGCGAACUUGGAAGACUUCCCACCCGCUCUGCGUGAGCGCCUGCAAGCAGAGACCCUUUGCACGCCAGACACCUUUGAUCGAGGAGAAGUACAACGCAUGGCGUGCAGGGUGCCUCUGCGGAGCACGAACUUAGGCUAUCACUUAGAGAUGCAGCAGAGGGAGUUCUUUGCCACAGCUUUACAUUACGCUGGGCGCGUCGGUGCGUCGUUGCAGCGUCAAGAGUCCCAAACAGAGUUGCCAGGCUUGCAAAUCUUCGAUCAGAACCGCAGCCGCGCCCAGACACUCCGGGCGGCGCAGGGAAAUCCACCGGCCUUGCUGGACAGGAGUGCUUCCGGAGAGACCAACUUGAUCCAAUCCAUGAGGCUCGCACGCAGUGCAAUGUUGGAUCCGGAAGGGAAUGACGGCGCGCAGGCUCAGGCGGCUGUGGUAGAGACGCGCGCUGCGUGCGCGCGUCCUGCUGGCGACCCACGCACUACGGGUGCAUGGGCAGGAAUGGCGCCGUAUACGGGGCAGAGUUGUGAGCCACGCACUACGCGUGCGUGCCCGGACACGACGUCUGCGGGGCAAGACGCACGCGCUGCGCGCGCGUGCGGGGUGACGUUGCCUCCCGGGCAGGAAGGGGAGCCACGCACUGCGUGUGCGUGGCCAGGGACUGCGCCCGCGGGCCAGAAUGGGGAGCCGCACACUCCGCGUGAGUGGGCGGGGCAUGCACCUGCGGGGCAGCCAGGUCACUCCCUCUCCGGGGAGGCCAACGCUCCGACACUGCCUGCGGGGCAGCAGUCAAGCUGCGCAAUUCCAGAAGGCGGAACGUCUGCGGGCCAGCUGCAGAUUGUACCUUGGGCAAUGCCCUUGCCCAAGGAGACAGAGCGAGACCAGCCGAGGAAGCGGCCACAGACAGUGCGCCCACGAAGAGAAGUCUCGAAGACUGUGCCGCUGGUCUGCUUGCAGCCAGGGCCGCCAAGGCAAGCCGCGACCCGAGAGGUCGAAGCGGAGGUUCCGGCGGACGCGGAACCCCAGUACAAGAACCAAAUUUUUGACGCUGAGGUAUAUGGCCGCUGCAAAGUGGAAUACUACACUGCGAAGAGCUAUAUCCGGCAGAGCACUGCGGACGGUUGGAAGAUGGUGAUCGGGAGCAGCGACCGCCGACAUCACCGCCAGAUCUGCCACGGCCUGCUGAAAUCGGUGAAAGCAGGUGUGAGCCGCGUGGAGCUGAACACCCUACGCGCUGUUAUCACAGAGCGUGUUUUUUUCCGCCGCACGGCCGCGGAAACUCCCGGACUGACCAUGCCGAACGGUGGCUCGCCGUCCCCUGUGCGAGAGCCGGCCAAGCCGGAGGAGAAAGAGCCUUCGUCCUACUACUCGGACUCCGAGGUGGAGGAAGUGGAGGUAGAAGAACGAGACGAGGGCGCGGAGAAGAAGAAGACCAAACCCGUAGUUGACUGCGAGGAAGGCUCAGAAGAAGAGAAGAAAGGGGCCGCGCGCGUGCGCGCCAAGCAGAAAGGGCCCCCGCCGAGGAGGAGACCCGGGGCCGUCCAAAGCAGAGGCGGGAAAUCCGGCAUGGAGCAGCACCAGCGUGUGUCUUCCCACUGUCGGGCAACCGCGGUCUACAACAGGGCCCACAGGCGCGGGCACGACGUCACCUGGGACGAGGCCGUGGAGGCAGCCAACGAGGCCGAGGAGAAGCGCGCGAGAAAGAGCGCCCGGGCUGCGGCCGCAGCUGCUCGACCGCGCACCCCGGAGAGAAAGACAGAGAAGCACUACAAGAAGGAAAAGAAGGAGAAGCGCCACAAGAGGGAGAAGAAAGAGAAGCGCCGUCGGCCCUCGCCGACGCCGGAGGCAAGGCCAGUCAAGCGCCGCGAAGAUGAGGACGACGGAGGCGAUGGCCCCGGCGGCUCUGGCGGAAGCUUUCCAUCGUUCGAGGAGCUCCGUCGCCGAAUUUGCGCGGGAGGUGAUGUUGAUCCGCCUGUAGUCGGAGGACUGGGCACAGUGGCCGCCUGGGGGCGGCUGCGCGCUGAGAAGGGGCAGGAGGAGACGCAGACUCUGACCUGCAAAGAGUGCAGGCGUGACUUCCCGGCCGACCCGCCGGGGAAGCAAAUAGUCAACUCCUGGACUUGCCGCCACUGCGAGAGCAUGAAGAGCAUGAUCCAUCGUCAUCUGGGGACCCUGGAUAAAGCCGGGUUCAACCACGAGAGCAGGACGGAGUUCUUUCGCAAGACUGCGGCCUUGCAGUGCGGCGGAGACCGCUACUCGUGGCAAGCUGUGCGCAGCACCAUCGUGGCGACGCGGACGAAGCAGACUCUAUCUGAGCAGCGGAAUGAGGUGUCCGCAUCUGCCUUGCCCCUCGGCGUCUGGUUGGCCAGGGGAUACGCUGAAGAUGUGGUUCGCCAGUUUUGGAGCGAAACUUGUCCCUUGCAAGGUGAUCUCUAUAAGGUUCCCGUGAAGACCACAACCAUCGCUCACCUCGAGCGCGAGAUAUAUGAGGAAUUGCUGCAGCAGGAGCGGCAAGCCAAAGAGGCUAAAGGCAAGAAGCGCGCGCCGGAGGACGGCCAGCCCGACAUGGACAUCGCGACGAUGCGCGAGGAACCGGCGCCAAAGACACGGAAGGGUGCAGCAGAGGCAGCAGACAAACAGAAGCUGAAGACAGAACAGCGCCAGAGAGAGCUUGCGCGGAAACAGAAUGAGAAGACCGCAUUGUUUGCUGCCCAGCAGGUGAGUCCUCUGAGCACUUGCGUCGCAUCCCUCGAGAAGCUGCAGGCGCAAGGGGAGAAGGCCAAAGUGGAGAUGGACCUGCUGAAUGAAGUGCGCCUGACGCUGGACAAGCUGCACCCGUGGCUGAAAGCUUGCAAGACCGUGGGCCAGCUGGCGGACGCGACGCAGGACGGCGCCGCGUCCCUACCAUCCUUGGACUUCUCGAAAGAAGACGUCAAGGUGACACUAAAAGCAGCCACAAGUCUGAUGAACGACCUCCGCGGCAACAUCAAACACAACAAGAAAGAGGCACCCAAGGCUGAGGCCAAGAGAAAACCGGAAAGGAAGCCCAAGGCCAAGGCAAAGGGAGCUGCGGCCCCUGCCAAGUCGUGA
Molecule: messenger RNA, 3432 nt
Organism: Durusdinium trenchii
Lineage: Eukaryota; Dinophyceae; Suessiales; Symbiodiniaceae
Source: the annotation of a GenBank genome assembly